AUGACACCAGAGAACCAAAACACAGCAAUAGAGCCACAACACAGCACCAGAGAACUAAAACACAGCAAUAGAGAGCCACAACACAGCACCAGAGAACCAAAACACAGCAAUAGAGCCAACACAGCACCAGAGGAACAAAACACAGCAAUAGAGCCACAACACAGCACCAGAGAAAUCCUAAACAUAGCAAGAGAGCCACAACACAGCACCAGAGAACCCAACACAGCAAUAGAGCCACAACACAGCACCAGAGAACCUAAACACAGCAAUAGAGCCACAACACAGCACCAAGAGAACCUAAACACAGCAAGAGAGCCACAACACAGCACCAGGGAACCUAAACACAGCAAGAGAGCCACAACACAGCACCAGAGAACUCAAACACAGCAAGAGAGCUUCCAACACAGCACCAGAGACCCUAAACACAGCAAUAGAGCCACAACACAGCACCAGAGACCCUAA
Messenger RNA from Homarus americanus (American lobster), 462 nucleotides. RefSeq lists its product as uncharacterized. The transcript is spliced from 2 exons. The record is from RefSeq and is a predicted model, not a curated record. The coding region runs from base 1 to 462 and encodes 153 amino acids. Lineage: Eukaryota; Metazoa; Arthropoda; Malacostraca; Decapoda; Nephropidae.